UAUUAGGUGUAUCGUUCGCAUUCGAGGUAAGACUCACCGGACCUGCCAAUUCCUUCGUCGAAAGCAAGCGCCGGCUAUGGAUCGCCUCCAGCUUCUUCUGCUAGGGUUUCCUGUAUUCCUCUUCUUCUCAGAUAUCGUUAGUAUCUUCUCCCCUCCUCCUACGUCUCCUCCUAUUAAGCCUUCUCCGCAACAUUAUCACCAGCCCCAAUCUCAAUCCGUACCCCAAGUGCCUGAUUUCGCUGCUGUUCAGGGCUCUCAGGUACGAGGAUCCGGUCAUGGCAAUGUAGUUGAGCUCAAAUUUUGUGCCUCUUGUUCAUAUAGGGGAACUGCAGUAAACAUAAAGAAUAUGCUUGAAGCUUCCUUUCCUGGAAUUGAGAUUAUCCUAUCAAACUACCCUCCUGCUUUUCCGAAACGCAUAGCAAGCAAGGCAGUUCCUGUUGCCCAAGUUGGAUUGAUCACAAUUAUUGUGGCUGGAGAGCAUAUUUUUCCUAGAUUGGGAAUGGUACCUCCUCCAUGGUACUACUCUCUUCGUGCCAAUAAAUUUGGAGCACUUGCUUCCACUUGGCUUCUUGGCAAUUUCCUUCAAUCUUCUCUACAAAGUUCUGGCGCUUUUGAGGUUUACUGCAAUGGUGAAUUGGUUUUCUCAAAAUUGACGGAGCAAAGAUUUCCUGGUGAGAUUGAACUGAGACAACUGAUCGCUAACAAAUUGCCAGCCCCAGCAUUUGGGAAGAACCUUGACGUAGUUUGGUCCUGAAUGAUCAAGUGAAUGCAAGUUAAUGCCUUUUCUAACACUAAGCGCCAUGUCAUUACUGCUCUACAAACAAGUAAUCUUUUUUGAAAUGUUCUAAUUUAGAAUUUACUAGCCGGGUAUGCUUAGUAUAGUUGAAUAAGAUCGUCUCUGUAAAUCUGCAUUUAUAUUUAAGAUCUAAGACUUGGAAAAUUUACCUGCUGCUAUGACUGGAUUUAUUAUUAUUAUUACUCUAUCAGCUGCAUUUCAUUUUGCAAUAA
Dendrobium catenatum is the source of this 1008-nucleotide messenger RNA. RefSeq names its product selT-like protein. Gene Ontology annotation, biological process: cell redox homeostasis. Gene Ontology annotation, cellular component: endoplasmic reticulum membrane. NCBI's taxonomy places the organism in Eukaryota, Viridiplantae, Streptophyta, Magnoliopsida, Asparagales, Orchidaceae. The record is from RefSeq and is a predicted model, not a curated record. The coding region runs from base 77 to 754 and encodes 225 amino acids. The transcript has 4 exons. Gene Ontology annotation, molecular function: thioredoxin-disulfide reductase (NADPH) activity.